UGGAAAGGUAACCUUAAUUUCAGUCAGUUGGCUAUACGACUUUUAUUCGAUAAGUUGCAAGUCAAAAGAAACGGAAAAUUUUACAGAAAUAAUCAAAAUGAAAACGUUUAUCUUUAAGCUGACUUUAGUACUUUAUUCACUAUCAUUCAAUGAGGCUAUAGAUGUUAGAUAUGAUGGUUUUCCAACAGAGAAUCCACAGAAUUGGGGAUAUGUCGACGUUAGAGAAGGAGCUCAUAUGUUUUGGUGGAUGCAUUUUACAAAAGCUAAUGUGAAUAAUUUUACGGAAAGGCCGUUAAUUUUGUGGCUUCAAGGAGGUCCUGGUUCGAGCUCAACAGGAUAUGGAAAUUUUGAAAUACUUGGACCAAUAGAUUUGGCAGAACAAACAAGGAAUUUUACAUGGGUUAAUACUCACAAUGUUUUAUUUGUUGAUAAUCCAGUCGGUACUGGUUUCAGCUAUGUCGAUGAUAUGCGUUAUCUUACGACUGAUAACAAACAAAUUGCAAAAGAUUUAGUUUCACUUCUCAAAGGCGUAUAUAAUGUUUUACCUGAGUUUAAGAAUGUACCGUUGCAUAUUUUUGGAGAAUCAUAUGGUGGAAAAAUGGCAAUCGAAUUUGCAUAUGAACUUAAUUUAGAAAUACAACAAGGUACGAUUGAAUCAAAUCUUGUUGGCGUAUAUUUGGGUGAUGCUUGGACAUCUCCUAUCGAUUAUACUUUAUCAUGGGCACCAUAUCUGUUGAAUUUGGGUUUCAUAGACGUUGAUGGAUUUCAAAAGAUAAACAAUAUGGCACAAAGAACAGAGCGAGUUCUUAAACAGGGACAAUAUACUUUAGCAACAGAUUUGUGGUAUAUGACCGAAGUAAUAUUAGAAGAAGAAGCUAGAGCUAUUGACUUUUAUAAUGUUCAAUAUGAUAUACCUUAUCGAGGUGAAAUAUCAGAAAAAGCAAAAAUUUUAGGAUCAAUUACACCUCGAGAUUCAGCUUAUGAAUUGAUGGUAAACUAUCGUCGAUUAGAAAAUUCUCUCUACGAUUCUCCAGUCCCACUGUCAUUAAAUACAAUGAUGAGAACAAGAGUACACCCUGCACUAAACCUUACGAAUGAGGUUAUUUUCGGUUCACAGCAAGGUGCCGUAUUUGAUACACUAGCAGGUGAUUUUAUGAAACCUGUUGUCAAUGUCGUAGAAAAGGUUUUAAAUGAAACCUCAGUCAAUGUUGUUGUUUAUAAUGGCCAGCUAGAUUUGAUUUGUUCAACUCCUGGGACAGUAGAAUGGAUUAACCGUAUGAACUGGUAUGGAAGAGAAAAUUAUGCAAGUGCUCCACGUACAGGUAUUAGUGUGAAUGAAAAUUUGGAAGGGUAUCUACGAAAGUUUGGCAAAUUCAGCAUGUAUUGGCUUAACCGUGCAGGACAUAUGGCUCCAAGAGAUAAUCCAAGAAUUACAUCUAUAAUGAUGCGAGAAACUACAAAUUUUGCUACAGUAUUCUAAUGACUUAAUACAAAAAAAACUGUUUUUGUUUUAAAAUCAUCAAAAAGUUGAAAAAAAAUUGAGAAAUACGCGCUUUUGCGUGAAAGUUGAAAGUAAUAGUAUUUUUUAACGCGUUUUUAUCAAUAUACAUAGCUCAGAUUUGCUACAUUAGCAUUUUGAGAACAUGAACAAAAAUAAAUUUUUUUCUUUUCUGAUUUACACAAAUAAAAUUUAAAAAUAUAUCACAAAAAUAUUUUUAAAUAUCUUUCU
Messenger RNA from Chironomus riparius, 1729 nucleotides. Lineage: Eukaryota; Metazoa; Arthropoda; Insecta; Diptera; Chironomidae. The record is from the annotation of a GenBank genome assembly.